AUGCUGACCCGGGGACGCCGCGGAACUCACUCGAGAUUCCUGCUCACAGCACGUUUCCUGCUCGGAAGCCAGGAGAGCCUCCACCUGCCACCCAGCUCUGUCCACGAGGCCACGGACGUGCCUGGGAAGGUGCUGCCCGAGAAGUCUGCUCUGAUGUGGCCGCACUUGGCCAUGCGGGCUCCCCAGAGGCCCAUGCGAGAGCGGGGGUUCCCAGGCUGUGGGCGCAGGACGGGCCAGGCACCACCCUGCAGGGCCCACCCCCCGCCCCCGCACCCUCGCACCCAUCCUCCUCUCAGCCUGACCCCAGGGCCUGGGAGUCCCCGGCAGACCGGCCCUCUGUGCCUAGCAGUGGCCGCCCUUGAUGGACUGUGCGCCUGGCAGAGCCGCUGUGGAGGAGGAGUUGGUUGUCGUGGUCGGGGGAGGCAGCCCUUGGGCUGGGUGUGUUGGUGGUCAAGGUUGAACCCAUAUCCGGUGGAAUCUCCUGGUCUGUUCCCCACACAAUCGUGCGGGAAGCUCUGGGACCCAAAGGCUGUUCUGAUCUUGGGCACAAGUUCUCACAGCAGCCUGGGGUCACCAGGGACUAGACCCAGCAUUAGGCUUUUUAGGGAGCCUGGCUGCUGGGCUGAGCUUCAUGGCAGGCCCAGGAAGAUGACCAAGGAAGGCAGAGCAGAGCCCCGUCAGCCACUCCUUGCUGGAAGAGGCUUGCUUCCUCGGUAUGGAUGGCAUCUGUUAACAAGCAGUGGUGGUUUGGCCGGAGGCCUCUGUGGGGCACAGACAUGGCGUGAAGUGGCAGACGGGUGGCAUUGGCCUGAGCAGGCGGCGCAGGCGCGCGAGAAGGGUGUGUCUGAGACAGGAUGUUUAUCCCGAAGGCCAGGAGUGGACGAGGCGGACGAGUGGCUGUGAGGUAGGCGUGUGAGGUUGGCGUGUGAGGUUGUUGCCUGGUCCGCUCCACCACCCCGGAAACCCAGCGGCCUGGGCCUAGGACCCAGGCACACAUGGAGUGAGCUCAUGCCCAGGCUGUGACCUGUCCCCGUCACGGGGCCGCUUGCUUCUCCCAGGCUUGGGAACAAGCUGGCACAGAACGUUGUGGCUGCAUUCACAGCCAUUCACCGCUCAGGCACUUCUACUGGGGGGUUCAUGAAGAAACAGACUUAAGAAGCGUUUAUUUGUUCCUAAUGGGUGGGCCGAAGUUUGGGAGGAGCAUUCAGCUUUCCAGAGCACGGCCUCGCCUGUCCUGAGCGCCCUGUGACCCUGUUGCUAGCUGCGGGUGCUGAGGUCCUCUGCUCUGGGGGCGCUGACUGCCCCUCUGCAGCCAGCUGGUCCCCGCCUCUUCUCAUCGGGAGGCGCUGGCCUGCAGGGCCUUCGUGGUUUGCCAGAGACCCUUGUUCUGUCCCUUUCCAGCACCCACCCCCAGCCCGCUGUGCGUUCCGUAGUUCAUUUUCCAGGCAGGGGACGCGUAGUGAAAAUACAGCCUGGCUUUUCUUCUUUUCAACGAUGGCAGCUGCACUUUUCCUCGCUCAUUUUGAAGGCUGAGCCGGCAACCUCCUUGGCAGUUGGGGACAGUUGCUUCCUCAGGUUCUGUGUACCGCCUGCCUCACCUGACACACAGCCUGGGCGUGAGAGAAGCCAACCAGGUGCCUGAGCUGACUGACUCCCUCCUCCCUCCAACCUCCGAUCUCUUCCCCCAUCCUCCUCCCUCCAAUCUCCUCCAUCCACCCUCCUCCCUCUGCCUUAUCUGGAAUCGGAGUCCUGGUCCUGGGCUAGAGGCAGACCCUGGCCCGGGAGAGGUUCUCAAGGCACUGCGGGAGGGCAGCGUCAUGAUGUCCUGAAGCUUGCUGCGCCCGGUGCUGUCAGCCGGCUGAAGGGAGAAACGGUCACAGCACCCACAGCUAUGGAAGGUGACGUCCGAAAAUCUGUUAGGCACCUUGAUGUCAAGUUUCCAAGACCAAAGGCAAGAAUAGUCGGACCAAACUUAGGAAAAGUCAGAGAAACUGAGCAUGACCUAGAAGAGGCAGAUGGUCCUUUCCCUCCUCUCUUGCCGAGCGUUCUGUCGCACAUACGACGUGAAAUCCACACUGUCCUGUGAAGACUGAGGGGAGGUCUUGGAUGUGCCGUCCGGGGCCACCACAGGCCCCAGGGCCUCUUUACUCCCACGGGUUCCGCUGACGAUAAAACUUCCCGGGGAAGGAGUAAAGGACAAUCAAAAACCUGAACUGAAAAAGUGUGGAAAACAUUUCAUUUCCCUCGGGUUCUCCCCACUAGGUCUGCAGUGCCUUGGGGGUGACUGAUGGCCCUCAGACUGGGUGGCCGUGUGAUUCUGAAAGUGAAAAGGAGCAGGUGUGGGUAGAGCCAGGGGCGUGGUUAGAGCCUGGAGUGUGGACACCCCGUGGACUGCUGGCCCACGGCCUGGCUUGGGGCCUCGCAGGGGAGCGAGUUGAGUGCAUGCGGGGAGGGCCCGUCAUUCUAUGAUGUGUGUCUUUUUGCUUGUUUUUGUUUUUGAGACGGACUCGCUCUGUCGCCCAGGCUGGAGUGCAGUGGUGCGAUCUCGGCUCACUGCAGCCUCUGCCUCCCGUGUUCAAGCGAUUCUCCUGCCUCAGCCUCCCAAGUAGCUGGGACUACAGGCACCUGCUACCACGCCUGGGCAAAUUUUUGUAUGUGUUUUAGUAGAGAUGGGGUUUCACCAUGUUGGUUAGGCUGGUCUCGAUCUCCUGACCUUGUGAUCACCCGCCUCGGCCUCCCAAAGUGCUGGGAUUACAGGCGUGAGCCAGUGCGCCCGGCCCUGCCCAGCUUUUCUACAUCACCACCGUUGUGUCAGUUAGCUUGGCUCAGGCAUUGCACACCUAAUCAGUAUCUUUGGGAAUCCUGUGAGCUAAUGGUUCUAGAUCCAAAAUGAUGGAUAAAGAGAAUGUUUCAAGUUCCUGAAGUUAUCCAGGCACAUUCUGUGCGCUACUGAACUUCAGAAAGCACUAGUCCAUCCAGUGUGCAGAGUUUGGUCAACGGGCCAGCCAUGGGCACACACAGGUUCACCAGAGACCCCGGGGCAGAGGGUCUCUUCCAGCUCUUCCAGGACAGGGCUCAUCUGUUCCUGGGCCAGGGGUGGAUCUGUUUUGCAGGUUCGCAAGGGUGGGGAGAUGCCAGCCUGACCUAUGGGCUGUCCAUGCCCACCCCUCACAGACCAUGCUGCCAUCCAGAGGGGAUGCCCCUUUCUCCUGGCCUCUGGGAUGCACAGCAGCAGCCAGCCCGGGACACGCUGUCCCGCCCCGCCCCGCCCUGCCCGACUGUGGAGGUUGUGUUAACGGCAGCAGCGGACGGCCCCUCAGCCUGGAUCUGCAUAGCUUCGCUCAGGGACGCCUGCCUCCGUGCGUGUCUCAUGGUGUGGACGUGUCUCCUGCUCCCAGGAGCCGGAGGGGCUGCGUGCUGGCCUCCUUCUCUCAUGCCACACAGCAGAGUGUUAUACAAGCAAAGAAUUUUGGCUAAAAUCCAAAAAACAUUACCCAGAAAAAAAGGCAAACUUCUCAUCAGAUGAAAAAGUUAAUAAACAGAAUGGCGACUCCGAUGUUGAGCAGGAUCACCAUCGCCACCAGGAUGGGAGCCGAGCCCUGGAAGACAGCGAGGGGAAAGGUGAGCGACAGCCACGGGGGCUCUGCCUGGGCCAGCACGCCUCCCACCCACGUCUCUUCACCAAACUGGCAGACCCUGGGGGGUGGAGGUGUACAGGAGGAUGUCUGAAACGGUUGGACACCAAAGGCCCACCGGAACUGAGCCCCUCCACGUCCGGACUGGGGAGGAAGCCGCUGGCCUGUAAGUCGGAGGCUGCUGGUCUUGGAAUUGCCUUGCAGCCCUGAGAUCCUGAAUACCAGCUCUCCCGGGGUCCCCUUGGAGAGAACCACCCCGGCCUCUAAGUAAACGUCUCAGCGCGUGCUGCGUUUCUCCUGCUCUGUGGAACUGGGACCAUUGUGAUGAGAACCUCAGAAGCCCCCGCAUGGCUGCCGUAGCCAGUGUCAGAUGCGGCCCAGCACAGAGGGCCCUGGGACUCAGCAGAAGCCUCCCAGUCUGUGAGCACAGCUUCCACUGGAGGGCUGUGUCCGGUUGGUCCAGUUGCAAGCUGCCUUGGACUCGGGUCACAGUCCUGAGUGCUGCUGCCACCACCUCCCUGAAGUGGCUCACGAGUCCUCAGCCUCUGCCAGAGCCCCAAGUGCCAGGCUCC
Molecule: messenger RNA, 4207 nt
Organism: Piliocolobus tephrosceles (Ugandan red Colobus)
Lineage: Eukaryota; Metazoa; Chordata; Mammalia; Primates; Cercopithecidae
Source: RefSeq, a predicted model, not a curated record